This is a messenger RNA of Emiliania huxleyi CCMP1516, 1008 nucleotides long. RefSeq lists its product as hypothetical. Bases 1 to 1008 code for a protein of 335 amino acids. The transcript has 2 exons. The record is from RefSeq and is a predicted model, not a curated record. Gene Ontology annotation, cellular component: Seh1-associated complex; nuclear pore outer ring. Gene Ontology annotation, molecular function: structural molecule activity; protein binding. NCBI's taxonomy places the organism in Eukaryota, Haptophyta, Isochrysidales, Noelaerhabdaceae. Gene Ontology annotation, biological process: cellular response to amino acid starvation; positive regulation of TORC1 signaling.
AUGCCGACUGCUCCGGGCAACGCCUCGGCCGCGCCGUCUUCGGUGCACGGCAUCUCUUACGACUACUACGGCCGGCGCGUGGCGACCUGCUCCUCCGACGGGAUGAUCUGCGUCUACGACGAGGCGGGCCACAAGACGGGCGAGUGGCGAGCGCACAACGGCAGCUGCUUCCGCGUGGUGUGGGCCCACCCGGAGUUUGGGCCGGUGCUCGCGAGCUGCUCCUUCGACCGCAAGGUGUGCGUGUGGGAGGAGGCCUCCGACGCCGAGGACCCGGCGCCGCACCCGCGUCCGGCGGGCGGCUGGCGGCUCGCAGCCGAGCUGCAGCAGGCGCGCGACUCGCUGCACGACGUCGCGUUCGCGCCGCACGUGCACGGGCUCUGGCUGGCGAGCUGCGGCGACGACCGCCUCGUCCGCGUGUACGAGGCGCCCGACGUGAUGCGCCUGAGCGAGUGGCUCGCCUCGGCCGAGUUUGAGGCGAGUGGAGAGACAAAGGCGCGCGCGGCAGAGGCGCCGGGGCAGCGCGGCGCGGCGCCGCAGUGCCUGGCGUGGAACCCGUCGCACGUCGAGCCGAUGGCGCUCGCGCUCGGCUUGGCGGACGGCUCCGCGCGCCUCCUCGUGCUCGAGCCUCGCUCCCCCGGCCGGCCCGGCCUCGCGCCCUACCCGCUCGCUCACUCGGACUGCGUGCGCGGCCUCUCCUGGGCGCCUGACGUCGGCCGGUCGCACCACCUCCUCGCCACCGCCUCGCGGGACCGCUCCGUCAAGCUGUGGAAGCUGCGAGUCGCCGCGGCCGAGCCGGAGGCGGCGAGGGACGGCGGCGCGGCCGGAGGCGCCUCCGAUCCGCGCUGGAGCGGCGAGUGCUCUGCCGAGCUCGCGCACGAGGGGCAGGUUUGGCGGGUGGAGUGGAACGCGUGCGGCUCGAUGCUCGCCGUCGCGGUCGACGAGGGGAGGGUGCACGUGUACAGCCGCGACGAGGCGGGGGACUGGCAGCGCGAGCCAGGCGCCGGCUGA